Molecule: messenger RNA, 1116 nt
Organism: Rotaria sp. Silwood2
Lineage: Eukaryota; Metazoa; Rotifera; Eurotatoria; Philodinida; Philodinidae
Source: the annotation of a GenBank genome assembly
AUGAAAGUCAUGUUUGAUUCUGGCACAACAACAUCUUUUACUAAUAAAACAACAUUAACAUAUACAAAUCAUUUACCAAUCAAAUUCAAUAACAUGAAAUAUAUAAUGGCUGAUGGUCGUACAAUAUUCGAAAUUAUUGGUACAGUAAAAAUUUUUAUUGAAUUAAAUAAUGUAAAAACAAAUAUAGUUGUUGGUGUAGUUAAUUCAUUGUGUACUGAUUGUAUCUUAGGAAUGGAUUAUAUUAAUAAUUUAUUAAAACAUAUACAAGAUCUACAACAAUUAAAUGAUUUAACGAUUAUUUUAAAGAAGCAUAACUUUUUAUUUGAUAUAACAACAAUUGCUGAAACAUCAACAUCUCAUAUUAUUUGUACAGGUGAUAAUCCACUAAUAACAUCUAGGUCUUAUCCACAAACAAUUGAAAAACAAAAUGCAACUUUUGAUAUUCUUCAAGAAAUGUUAAAACAUAAACAAAUUCGUGCAUCAUAUUCUCAAUAUUCAGCACCUAUAUCAUUAAUUAAAAAACGUGGUGGUUCUUAUCGAUUUAUUGUUAAUUAUCGAAAACUAAAUAUAAUUACAAUCCAAGAUAAUUAUCCAUUACCUAAUAUCGAACAAGCUAUACAAAUGGUUGAUGGUCAUCAAUAUUAUACAAAAUUAGAUCUUCAUUCGGGAUAUUUUCAAAUACCUAUUCGUGAAGAAGAUAAACAUAAAACGGCAUUUAUUACAGUCCAUGGACUUUAUGCAUUUAAUGUUUUAGCACAAGGUCAUACAAUUAGUAUACAAGGCGUUAAACCACUUCCAGAACGAAUAAACAAAAUAUUAAAUAUUCCACAACCAACAUCCUUAAAUCAAGCUAAUGCUUUUAUUAGUGCUAUUGGUUGGUAUAGAAAAUUUAUUAAACUUUGUACGAAAAUAGCUGCACCACUAUUAGCCGUUACAAAUUUAACUCAACAAAAUACAAAUAAAUUUAGAUGGGAUACUCCACAACAAGAAGCUUUUAAUCAAUUAAAGGUGGCUAUUGCAUCGGAACCAUUAUUUUUAAAUUAUCCUGAUCCGAAUGAACCACUUAUUUUAUCAACUGAUGCAUCAGAUUAUUGUAUUGGGUGUAUAUUAUAUUAA